CGGAAUUUCCUCUUUACCAGAUCUGGCGCAUGCGCAUAUCGAAAAAGAAUGCGGACUUUGCAGCUCUCCCAAUAUUAAAUUGUUUGAUGGCCAUAAUUUGAUAAAUCAUGUCGAAAGCACCAUCUCAGGCCGGUUCUUCGGGUGCCGCGGCCAACCUGGGACCUUCACCGUCCUCCUCCUGCUCCUCACCCUCGGCAGGCGGCACGACGUCCCCCGCUAACGUGCUGCACGCACAGCCCGAGAAACCCCAGCACUACACGUAUCUGAAAGAGUUUAGGACAGAGCAGUGUCCCUUAUUUGUGCAGCACAAGUGCACUCAGCACCGGCCCUUCACCUGCUUCCACUGGCACUUCCUGAACCAGAGACGACGGAGGCCGAUUCGCAGACGAGAUGGAACAUUUAAUUACAGCCCUGAUGUGUACUGUGUUAAAUAUGACGAGGGCACAGGGAUCUGUCCCGACGGAGAUGAGUGUCCAUUUCUGCACCGGACGGCUGGGGACACAGAGAGGCGGUAUCACCUGCGGUACUUUAAGACUGGUUCCUGUAUCCAUGAGACUGAUGGGAAGGGCCACUGCAGUAAGAAUGGCCCUCACUGUGCCUUUGCUCACGGCUCACAUGACCUCCGUAGCCCCGUCUAUGACAUCAGAGAGGUUCAGGUGUUAGAAGCCCAGUCUUCUAGUGGAUCGGUUGAGGGAACAUCUGGAGAAGGACAGUCAGGAGUCGUGGCCAGCACUGCACUCAUAGAGAAGAUCCUGAGUGAAGAUCCACGCUGGCAAGACAACAGUUUCGUGCUCUCUCACUACAAGACUGAGCUUUGCAAAAAACCUCCCCGGUUGUGCCGUCAGGGCUAUGCAUGUCCCUACUAUCACAACAGCAAAGACCGCCGGCGGAGCCCUCACAAACACAAAUACAGAGCCCUGCCGUGUCCCUCGGUGAAGCACAGUGAUGAGUGGGGGGACCCGAGUAAAUGUGAGAGCGGUGAAAGCUGUCCGUACUGCCACACGCGGACAGAACAGCAGUUCCACCCGGAGAUCUACAAAUCAACCAAAUGCAAUGACAUUCAGCAGAGUGGCAACUGUCCGAGAGGGCCGUUCUGUGCUUUUGCUCAUUUAGAAAAAGUGACUGUCAGUGAUGAGCAGCUGGCCGCACAAUGCAGUUCACCUCCUUUUGAAACUUCCUGCUCCGCUUCCUUAGAAGACUUCAAUCAGAGUGGGCCGAAUGUCAGCACAGAGGAAGGGCUGCUGGGAAGGGUUCUGUUUGAGGAGUCCUCCAGUCUUGAUGCCAGUCCUGGAGGAGAGGGGGGUUAUGGGAAAGCCCCUGGGUUUGAGAGAGAAGACCAGGCCAGGUAUAGAAGUUUUUCAAUGGAGCAGCGCAGCAGAGACAUUUCAUCCAUGCACAGCAAACAGGAUUUGUUGGUGUUUCUGCCCGUCGGCAGUCCUCUCAGUAUGUCCUCCAGCAUACCUUCCAGUCUGGCAGCCACCCCACCCAGCCCUGCACCCCCCGGCCUGUCUUCAGGCAUGAACGCCAACGCGCUUCCCUUCUACCCUACAAGUGACACGGUGGAGUCAGUAGUGGAGUCUGCAUUGGAUGAUCUAGACCUGAAUGACUUUGGAGUCUCGGCUCUUGAGAAGAGUCUAGAGAGUUCUGCUUUACCCAGCAUGGGCCUCAUGUUAGGAGGCAGUCAGUUACAGAGUUCAGCACCUGUGAACAUCCCUGGCUCCCUCAGUAGCCCCUCCCCUUUCAGAUCACCUCCGCCAUCACCUUCUCCACCAAUCAGAGCCCACCACUCUCCAUUCCUCUCUGCACAGUUGCCACAACCCAGCCAAUCAGAGAGUAGCUUUUUAGGGACCUCCCAUGGUUCUUUAGGUUUAAAUGGCAUGAGCAGCAGUAUUUGGGAACAUUUUCCGACAGGCCAAAGUUCGCCAGGUACCCCUCCUGCCCUGCUUUCCACAGGGAGCAUGUACACCGAGGCGUCACGUCUUAAACAGGAAGUGGAGGAGGCACACAGGGUGCUGAAACACUGGGACCACAGCUGGAGACAGAUGACUCAGUCAUUGGCGGUUUUAAAAGCAGACGCAGAGGACACUCGUCUCUUGGCAGGGCAGCUGGGUGUGGAGGCGGAGCGAGCGCGGCGGGCUGAAGUGGAGGCGCAACAGCAAGCCGCUUUCCUGGAGGAGGCGCUAGAGAGCCUACGGCAUGCAGAAAACCCACAUCUCCAGCUUCACCAGCUACAGUUACUGCACAGACUUCCACUGAGCUCCAUCUGCAGCCUGCAGGCACAGGUCUGCUCCUGCUUGCGCACUGUAGAACAGGCUGUGUUCAGGAAGCAGAGAUUAUGUUGUGUAUCUUGCGAUGAGAUGGGAUCAGUGACGUUGCCAUGCCAACAUGGCCUGCACUGCGAACGAUGCGCAGCGUCAACCGAAUGCCCGCUGUGCACCGAACACCAGCAGAGCAUGAACAUCCCACAGUCAUAAUCCUGAUCUGCUAUCAUCCACACACUAGACACAAACCCUGACCCCUCACUGGAUCUCGUUCACAUUUCACUCAAAUUCGCAUUACAACUACGACUAAAUGUAUCCUACAGAGCCCAAAGCCUUAUCUUAGCUAAAAGCUGAGACUUAAUUGAUAAAUAUGAUCUAGUUUGAUUAAUAUUGACCAUAUCAAUAAGACACACCAUAUCCUUUACAUUAGCAUGCAGUCUGUUCUAGACCUCAAUGGGACCAUUAUAUUUUCAAAAAGAAAGAAAAUUACUAGAGAAACUGACAUACAUCAGCAGUUUUUGAUAUUUUCAGAUUUAUUGUGGGGACAAAACAUCACGGAUACAGUAUAAUAAUACGUUUAUGUCUCAUUGUAAUCAUUUUCCAUGUCUUAUAACUGGGAACAGACCAAAUAUAACUUGUAUUAGUAUUCAGAUCUGGUCUAGCACUAAUAAUUUAGUUCUUGCUUACGUGACAACACAUUUUAAGUGAAGCUCAUGAUACCAAAAUCCCAUAUUCCCUAUAUGCAUUAUAUAGAAGCAUAACACACACACACACAUAUAUA
This is a messenger RNA of Carassius carassius (crucian carp), 3042 nucleotides long. It is a transcript of the gene unk, whose product is annotated as unk zinc finger. The coding region runs from base 108 to 2474 and encodes 788 amino acids. Gene Ontology annotation, biological process: cell morphogenesis involved in neuron differentiation. The transcript has 15 exons. NCBI's taxonomy places the organism in Eukaryota, Metazoa, Chordata, Actinopteri, Cypriniformes, Cyprinidae. The record is from RefSeq and is a predicted model, not a curated record. Gene Ontology annotation, molecular function: metal ion binding; mRNA CDS binding.